CACCGCCCGCGCCCAAUAUUACUCUAAAUCCGCAUCGGCGUUUGUCAGUAAUAACUCAGUAAUAAGUCACUCGUCGAUUACCGCUCAGUAAUCCUCGCGGCCCCGCGGCGCCGCUCCUCGCGGGCCCCGGCGCCAUGCUCUACCUGGUGGGCCUCGGGCUGGGCGACGCGCAGGACAUCUCGGUGAAGGGGCUGCAGGCCGUCCGCCGGUGCAGCCGCGUCUACCUGGAGGCCUACACCUCGAUGCUCACCGUGGGCAAGGAAGCGCUGGAAGAAUUUUAUGGCUGUGAAGUCAUCAUUGCAGAAAGAGAGAUUGUUGAACAAGAGACUGAUGAUAUUUUACGGGAAGCUGCCGUUGCUGAUGUUGCCUUUCUUGUGGUGGGAGAUCCAUUUGGGGCGACAACUCACUCUGAUCUGGUUCUACGAGCAGUGAAGGCAGGAAUCCAGUACCACAUCAUUCACAACGCCUCCAUUCUGAAUGCAGUUGGAUGCUGCGGCCUUCAGCUCUACAAUUAUGGAGAAACUGUGUCAAUCGUGUUCUGGACAGAGACCUGGAAACCAGAGAGCUUCUACGACAAGAUUGAAAGGAACCGGCGGACAGGAGUUCACACUCUGUGCUUACUUGACCUCAAAGUGAAGGAGCAGUCGCUAGAAAAUCUAAUGAGGGGCAGGAAGAUCUACGAGCCUCCGAGGUAUAUGUCUGUCAUGCAGGCUGCAGAGCAGCUGCUGCACAUCAUUGACAAUCGGAGAAAACGGGAGGAAGAGCUGGCCAUGACCGAAGACACCAUCUGCGUGGGGCUGGCCAGAGUGGGGGCGAAGGACCAGAAGAUUGCAGCAGGAACCCUGAGGCAGCUGGCUGGCCAGGAUUUGGGAGAUCCGCUCCAUUCACUGAUCAUUACAGGGCGUAUGCACCCCGUGGAGAUAGACAUGCUCAAACUGUUUGCAGUGGACGAUUCCAGUUUUGAUAAACUAAUAAUAGUGGACGGCUCGAGCUACUUCUCCUAGCAGCCAAAAUAAAGUACACCUAAACUGCA
This is a messenger RNA of Callorhinchus milii (elephant shark), 1033 nucleotides long. It is a transcript of the gene dph5, whose product is annotated as diphthamide biosynthesis 5. NCBI's taxonomy places the organism in Eukaryota, Metazoa, Chordata, Chondrichthyes, Chimaeriformes, Callorhinchidae. Gene Ontology annotation, molecular function: diphthine synthase activity. Bases 135 to 1004 code for a protein of 289 amino acids. The record is from RefSeq and is a predicted model, not a curated record. The transcript is spliced from 7 exons. Gene Ontology annotation, biological process: protein histidyl modification to diphthamide.